AUGGAUAAGAAAAUUAAAGCAGUGCAACUGAAAAAGAGGAUCGCUCUGGAGAACAUAAAAUCGCUGGAACGGUUCCAGGCGAAAUAUUCGAGUGAUGAUGCCAAGCAGAUUCCGGAGGCGUUAGAAGAUCUGGCGAAACAUAAGGAAGAGUUUUUCACCGCAGUUUCGAAACUGGAAGAGCUUGAAGAUAAAGAUGAAGCGGUCGAAGCCAGCAUAAUGGAACGGAUCGACAUUGAAGAACGCUGUCGCAAGCUAAAAUCAUUUCUACGGGAAAGACAGCCAAAGGAAGAAGGUUCGCUCAACGAUACAACGGGCUUGGCUUCCUCAACGCUUGCAUUCGGUCGACCCCACGCGCCAAAUUUACGUUUGCCCAAAAUCGAACUUCCAACAUUUGACGGAGAUCACACAAAAUGGCUUUCUUUCCGAGAUCGAUUCAUCGCAAUGAUCGACGCUUCAGCCGAGCUUCCAUCUAUCGCGAAGCUACAAUACUUACUGUCAUCGUUGAAGGGGGACGCGGCGGUACCCUUCGAGCACACACCUUUAACGUCGGACAACUAUUCGGUUACCUGGGCGGCGCUUCUUAAACGGUACGACAAUUCUCGUCUUUUGAUUCGCGAAUACUAUCGCAAAUUGCACUACCUUCCGGGAGUGCAAUUGGUGUGCGUUGACAAGCUCACGCACCUGGUGGAUGAAUUCAUCCGCUUCGUCAACGGGUUGAAAAAGCUAAACGAACCGGUUGACUCGUGGGACACACCCCUCUCAAACAUGCUGCUGAUGAAGUUGGAUCGAGAGACAUUGUUGGCUUGGGAGAAACAUUCCGUGCACUUCACGACGGACAAAUAUAAGGAUGUGAUCGACUUCGUGCAAGAUCGUAUCCAAAUCUUGAAAUCGACUAACAACUUUGUGAAGGAUCAAGCAGCUAGUGGUAUCAAGGUGGCCGGUCUCAUUCGUCAACCAGGGCAACGGAGAUUCAUCGCGAAUGCAGCUACAUCUCGCUCGGCUCCUGCUGCAUCAACUGCGCACACCCAACAGCCAAAGUGUCCAUUGGAGUGUUCCGAAGACCACAUACUGCGCAACUGUCCAGUGUUCAUCGCCAAGGAGGUCCAACAGCGACGGGACGUCGUCGCAUCGAAGCGGCUGUGCUGGAACUGUUUGAGCAGCAAUCAUCAGGUUAGAGCGUGCAAGUCGGAUUAUUCGUGUCGCACGUGUCGUGAGCGUCAUCACACACUUCUACAUCAUUCACCACCCUAUGCUCCACCCGCAACGGUAACAUUGUCAGCUCAGUCGAAUGAAGACAAUGUGUUUCUGGCGACGGCAAACAUCCAGAUCAAGGAUGACUACGGGAACACUCAUGAAGCAAGGGCUUUGUUGGAUUCGGGAUCCAUGUCGAAUUUCAUCGCUGAGGAGUUCGCACGGAAACUGUUGACGAGUCGCAAAAGGGUCAACGUCGCUGUAUCGGGCAUCGGCAAUGCAGUACAGCAGAUCAAGGAUUCCAUCGUCGCUACCGUUCAGUCCAAGCCACAACCCUUCGCAACGGAGAUGACUUUCUUGGUUCUGGACACGCCAUCCGCAAACAUCCCUACAUCACCAACGGACGUCUCUUCAUGGAAAAUGCCGGACGUGGCAUUGGCGGACAGCACCUUUAACAGUCCGGGGCAAAUCGACAUCGUCAUCGGAGGCGAUACGUUCUGGGAGCUCCACACCGGUCGCAAGCGCUCUAUCGGUAGAGGCAAACCGUGGCUGGUCGAAACCCAUUUUGGUUGGGUUGUCACCGGCAACACUCAUCAUUCGUCCAUCGGUCCGCGGCUGUGCCAUCUAUCUGCAUACGACACUCCACUGGAGGAGACCAUGCAGCGGUUCUGGGAGAGUGAAACCAUAGCCGAGGAUCCUGUGCUAUCGGUUGAGGAGAAUACUUGCGAGAAGCAUUUCGCAGCAACAACUGUUCGCAACUCAAGUGGAAGGUAUGUCGUUAGUUUGCCAUUUAACUCCAACCCUAAUAUCGUUUUAGGAGAGUCGAAGGAAAUAGCCGAUCGCAGACUGCGUUGUAUCGAACGGCGGUUGAACACCAAUGCUAAAAUGAAAGAAGAGUAUGUGAGAUUUAUGAAAGAAUAUGAGCAUUUGGGGCAUAUGAAGCGGCUUACCAGUCCUGCAAACGAUUCGGUAGAGCAUUACUACCUCCCACAUCACGCUGUCGUUAAAGAGUCAAGCACAACCACGAAGGUGCGUGUCGUGUUCGAUGCAUCCUGUAAGACUUCGAGUGGUUACUCAUUGAACUACAAACUCUUAGUGGGACCAGUCGUUCAAGAAGAUCUUUUAUCGAUUAUCCUUCGGUUUCGUUCUCGUGCCAUUGCUCUCACUGCAGACGUAGAGAAGAUGUAUCGGCAAAUUUUACAUAGCCCUCAUGACCGUAACUAUCUGCGCAUCCGGUACAGAGAACAUCCUGCAGAUCCUAUAUCGACAUUUGAGCUACAGACGGUUACGUACGGCACAGCCUCUGCUCCAUUUUUGGCAACCAGGACCCUAAAACAGAUUGCUCUUGACCACAAGGAAGAGUAUCCUGUGGCAAUGAACGCGGUCAUGAACGAUUUUUACGUAGAUGAUUUGCUAACGGGUACCGAUGAUUUGUCCGAAGCAAUCGUAAUACAAAGGCAAAUCUCAGACAUGCUAAAUUCAGCUGGUUUCACGCUGAAGAAAUGGGCAUCGAACCGCACCGAAGCAUUGCAGAACGUUUCUUCAGAAGAUGUGGCGGUACAACUCACGCACGAGUGGAAGAGCUCGAAACAAGUAUCCACACUAGGCAUCGUUUGGGAACCGGCAACUGAUACACUACGGUUUCGUAUUGAGAUACCACCUACAACACCCAGCAUGACGAAAAGGUUAAUUUUGUCAUAUAUCGCCAAGAUAUUUGAUCCCCUCGGGUUACUGGGCCCAACAAUCAUCAUCGCAAAGAUGUUCAUGCAGCAACUAUGGGCUCUCAAGAUUAAUGGAAAGGCAUAUGACUGGGACAACGAACUCAAGGCGGCAGAACUCAAGUUGUGUUAUCUUUCGCAACAAGACACCUUUUCCGAGGAGAUACAACACCUGCAGAAGGGCAAAGAGAUUCCGAAGAACUCCAAACUGAAAUGGAUUUCCCCUUUCAUAGAUACGCAGGGUAUUCUGCGCAUUGGUGGCCGGCUCAGUAACGCACAUCUGUCGGAAUCAGAAAAACACCCGCCGUCGGACUUGGAACCAUUGACACCGGGACACUUUCUCGUCGGUGGCAAUCUGCAAGCGGUACCAAUCAUCGAUUACACCGAGACACCGAGCAACUAUUUGAAGGAAUACCAGUUGGUACAAAAACAUCUGCAAACCAUUUGGGCUCGAUGGUAUCCGGAGUACCUGCAGCAGUUACAAGCUCGAGCCAAAUAUUGCAACGGGAAAUCAGCGGUUCUGAAAGAGAAUACACUGGUGAUUAUUAAGGAAGACAAUGUACAUCCUACCUCGUGGCCGAUGGGGCGCAUCGUUGCAGUACACCCUGGAAAGGACGAUGUUGUUCGCGUCGUUACACUGCGCACUGCUUCAGGGAAGCAAAUCGUCCGCGCAGCUAAUCGUCUGGCGGUUUUGCCUAAGCCGGACGUAAUUAGCAACUUAGAACAGAAGGAAACCACUGGCACUGAGUAA
This is a messenger RNA of Anopheles arabiensis, 3660 nucleotides long. RefSeq lists its product as uncharacterized. The record is from RefSeq and is a predicted model, not a curated record. Lineage: Eukaryota; Metazoa; Arthropoda; Insecta; Diptera; Culicidae. The coding region runs from base 1 to 3660 and encodes 1219 amino acids. The transcript is spliced from 3 exons.